AUGAGUGCUCUCCAAAAAGCUUGGGAUGAUGCUCAGCCUCGUCUUCAAUCCAUAAGAGAAUCUGUCCAGUCGCUUGCACCCCCACACGCACGAAUAUUACGCGUUGGUCAACUUGAUGCAGAGCUCUUGGACCAGGAGUUGGUUCAUCUACUACAGGACCCCCUUACCAAGGCUCUCGCGUCGAUCCAUAGCACAUUCAGGUCGCGAUUUGAGCCUGAGCUAUCGCUGCUCAUACAGCUCACCCUCUACAAACUCUCUGUAUGGGACACUGGUGCUUCUUACGGUGCCAGACUUCAAGAACUGAAGUACUUGGCCACUAAGAGACGUUCAAAUUGUCUAACACGUCUAGCAUCCGGGAUAUCUGCUCCAAUUCUGGCCAUCCACGGAGCCCUUACCAUAUUUGUUCCAUACCUACACGCACGAAUACGAACGCAUGCUCUCUCAAAAGCGUGGCCUGAUGCUCCUAGCUCGGAUAGACGACGAAAAGCAUGGGAGCUCCUUACAGGAGUAGAGUCGACACAUGCUUUCUUCUCGCUACUAAGUUUUGUGGCAUUCUUGUGGGAUGGAAGGUAUCGAACACUGGUUGACCGACUACUGGGCUUGCGACUGGCACCAGCACGCCGCCUAGUGAAGCGCGAUGUCAGCUACGAAUUCAUGAACCGUCAGAUGGUGUGGCACGCAUUCACAGAAUUUCUCCUAUUCAUCCUCCCCUUACUACCACAUCGCACAAUGCGCCGCGUCGUCUCAACGACGAUAUCCUCCAUAUCUCAUCCCCUGGACACACUGUCUCGCGUCCUUCCAACCCCAGCAAAAUCUGCGCUCGGCAUCUCUUCCUCGUCCGAUCUACCAGAAGACGACCCUUCAUCGCCGAAACGCGGCCCGUUCUUUAACCUACCCGAGAAUGAAUGCGCAAUCUGUGCCGAAAAUGCUGCUCUCAAUCUUGACCUUUCCAAUCCCGCAGCAUCCAUGGCUCAAGCAAGUUCUCAAGUCGCUUACUCUAUGGCUUCCACCCAAGGGCCAUCGAGACAUUCUUUGACCUCAGCACAUGACGACACGGAUGAACCACCACCCCAUCCUCUCAACACUCCCUAUCGUACAUCUUGUGGUCACGUCUAUUGCUACGUCUGCAUCUCGGAUAAGAUGCUCCGAGCAGCAGACGAGGCAGGUCCGCCUUGGGAUUGCCUUAGAUGUCGCGAGGCUGUUCGGGGUGCAGAAAGAGUCAAAGUGCAAGAGCAUUGGAUCAGAGAGGGAGAUGAUGGAGAAGGCAGUGUUGCGGAAUCGCAGUGGGGGAGUGAUUAUUUCGAUGAGUUGGGAAGUAGUGUUAGUGGUGUCAGUGGGAUGACUAUGGGCAGCAGGAGCUGGAUUAGUGGCAGUGACGAAGGCUCAGAGUGA
Molecule: messenger RNA, 1392 nt
Organism: Stereum hirsutum FP-91666 SS1
Lineage: Eukaryota; Fungi; Basidiomycota; Agaricomycetes; Russulales; Stereaceae
Exons: 5
Coding region: 1-1392 (463 amino acids)
Biological process (GO): protein import into peroxisome matrix
Cellular component (GO): peroxisomal membrane
Molecular function (GO): zinc ion binding
Source: RefSeq, a predicted model, not a curated record